Molecule: messenger RNA, 1467 nt
Organism: Ciona intestinalis (vase tunicate)
Lineage: Eukaryota; Metazoa; Chordata; Ascidiacea; Phlebobranchia; Cionidae
Source: RefSeq, a predicted model, not a curated record
UGCCCCCUCUAAGUUGGAACAAUUGUCGUUAAGUGGCAGGCGCCAGACAAAAAUGUGUGAAAACAUGCUUUGUUACUAUUAGUAUUUUGCACUUGGUUUAGUGAGGAAUCCCAACGUCUAUCAAAUUUCCAAUCUGUAAGAUAGCAUUAAACUCUUCACAAGUACCAAAGAUUGCCAUUAAACUGGUUUAGCUGUUUUCGUCCUGGCUUUGUAGAGAUGGUUUUAGUGGGACAAUGCUAGUGGUAAUUCAUGAAAGUAACUAUUAAGAUUUAACAAAUUGUAUGCAAAUUAUUGAGAUCCAACAAUGGUAAUAUAUCCCAGUGGUUCUUAGUUAACCAAUGUUGGUUCAAGGAAAUAUGGCGGCAUUGUAAUACGCUUCAUAGCGACUUAUGAUGUAAUAAUCUAACCUAUGUUGAAUUCAGGAUUGCUUUCUUGGAAAAUAAGGUGUUGCAGUACUUUCUCAAAGUUAGUUUUGCUUAAAUUUGUUUUCAAAAUGAUUACACAGCGGUAUCAGUGAGACCUUAAGAACAUUUUGAGACCAAAUUUUUAUGGAUCACCUGCUUUAGUAUUACCCAUGAGACUGGCUAAACUGCUCAGAAUGAGUGCUGUUUCCACUGAUUGUGCUGAUGACAACAAAAAGAGAGUUUUGUUAAAAAUCGCCACUUGUCUUGAAACAAGAUCAAUAAAUUUGAAUUCUGCCAACUCUUCUGAAGACAUUAAACUUGAAGACUUAAAAAAGCUGAUACCAGUUCUCCAAAGUUUAACAAGUGUUUCAGUUAAGGAUGUACCAGUGGCAGUUACAGCUAAAGUGGAAAAACAAAAACAAACAAGUGCUUCAAACACACCACCAUCAGAUAAUGAAGACGACAUAUUUCAAAACAGGGAAUCAUACAAUUCAUUACUACCGAAACUAAACGCUGCUUCUGGUCAAAGUCUAAUAUUGGUUCGGAUUCUAAAAAUUGGGUUAAAAGAUGCAACCACUUUAAUUGAUCCCUAUUUUACAGUAUCUUGCAAAGAUGCUGCAGCUGUUGAUUUAUGCAAGCAGCAAAACACACCAGUUGCAUCAGAGCGAGUUGAAAAUUACUUGAUGUUUGGUGUCGAUGUUCAUAUACAAGUUCCAUUAGAAAUCCUGUCAAAAGGAUCUGCCAUAUUUUUUGAACUCUUUCAUUACAAACAUAAGAGGAGAAGUACAAGUUCAAAGUGUUUCUCAUUCAUGGAACUUGAUGAAUUAAAACCUGGACCUUGUGUCAUUGAACUAUACAGGAAGCCAACAGAUUUCCGGAAGAAAAAACUUAAUUUACUAACUUCGAAACCUCUCUAUCUGCACUUGGUUCUAACAAUUACGAAACAACUGUAGCAAUUUGAAUUUAAACUGUGUAACACUGCACUUAUUUUACUAAUUGCAUUUGAUGCAGUAACUUUUUACUAUUUCAUAUAUUAGAUAAAUAAAAUUUGUAAUAAAUUGUA